AUGUCUACCACCGAAAAUUCACCGCUUUAUCCUUCGGUGGUUCAGGAAGGAAAUAUUAACAAUUCCUUUACAAGAAAUCAAACUAAUGAGGAAUCGGGUGGACUUAAUUCUAACGAACAAGAAGAUGUAGAUUCCAAUGUUGGAAACAGUUAUCAAAGCGAUGAUUCAGUUGACCGACCUCCAUCUCCAGAAUUAGCGUCAACCGACGUUGAUACUCCCUUUAUAAAUCCUAUUUCUUUUUUGAAUACUAUGCAUCAAAAAUUAAAAACGACCGCACCACCCGUAUACUCUUUCACUCACGAUUCUGUGACUGGUCAAUUUUAUUGUCAGGUUCAUUUCUGCGGACAAACUUAUCAAAAUCAACUUGCGAGGCCUAAAAAACAAGCAGCGAAAGAGGAAGUGGCCAGUAUUGCCAUGAGAGAUCUCUCCCAGAGGAUGCCGGAUAUCACCACUCCAAUUCGUACGGAACUAGUUCGCGCUCAUAUUUCCUCCUCUCAGAAGACUAAAAAUGGGAGCAAAAAAUCUGGUGGAACCGGAAUUAACAAUAUUAACAAUAACAAUAACGGAAUGAUUUCUUCUCGACAGCAACAAGUGCGUGCGCCACAUCCACUAGAACUUAUACCAAAAUCAGCUCAAUGGUACAACAAACAAAUGUCUGGAGAACAAAAGAGACCUUGUGUUAUGCUUUUAGAAUUUUGUCAAAUGCACAGACUCGGUCAUCCCGUUUAUAACUUGAGAGAUGAUGGAAGGGGGAAUUACCUAUAUGACUGUACGGUAAUCGGUCGCGUCUUUACCCCCGAGUUGGCGUUUUGGCAGAAGAAUGAUGCCAAAGAUCAUAUAUCUUCCAUAGCUUUCAAUAUUCUUUACACAGAAUUCUGUGAACGCGAAGCAAUGGAGAUUCAAUAUAAGCAUGGUCACGUUCCGCUACCGCCUCACACUCCACCACCGCCAUACGGUAAUACUAUGACAUUAUAUCCCCCAACUGAUGGUGGAUAUAUUCCUGCAAAUAACGUGCCUCUCAUGCCGGCAAAUCACGUUUUCGCAAACAACGGCAAUAAUGUACAGAAUCAUGUAUUAAUUACUAGAAAUUCUUAA
Molecule: messenger RNA, 1095 nt
Organism: Acaulospora colombiana
Lineage: Eukaryota; Fungi; Glomeromycota; Glomeromycetes; Diversisporales; Acaulosporaceae
Source: the annotation of a GenBank genome assembly